AUGACUCCUACACCGAAGGUUGUCUUGGUUCCAGGGGCCUGGAGCACCCCGGCCUUUUACGACGGACUUGAUACUUGCCUCUCAGAAAGGGGAUUCGAAAGUAUUACUGUGCAGCACCCAUCCACAGGUGCUGAGCCCCCUACUAAAACUUUGGAAGACGACGUCUCCCAGCUACAUGGCACACUUGAGCACCUCUGUGACUCCGGAGAUGAUAUCAUUGUCGUUGCUCACUCAUACGGUGGGCUGGUAAGCUCCGGGGCAGUUGAGGGACUCGAAAGGCCCACACGCCAGAGUCAAGGCAAGAGUGGGGGGGUGUUGACAAUUGUAUACGUGGUCGCCUUUGUGGUCCCAAAGGGUGUUAGUCUCGUUGGAGCUUCCGGGGGACAGUUGAUGCCCUGGAUAAAAGUAGAGGGAAGUUAUGCUUACAAUAACAUCGGCCCCGAAGACGCCUUCCAUGACCUCACACCAUCCGAACGCGACCGGUGGACCGCAUCCCUCACGCAUACCUCCUUGCCGGUCUUUCAUGGUACAGCCUCUCACGAGCCCUGGAGGCUCAUUCCAACUGCAUAUAUCCUUGGGGAAGAGGACCAAAUGCUACCAGUGGCCAUUCAAGAGCAUAUGGUUGGAAUGUUAGGAACGUCAGAGACCUAUCGUCUGAAGACGUCGCAUCACCCUUUCCUAAGCAGACCCCAAGAUGUUGCAGAUAUAGUCGCCGGGCUAUGGUCCAAACUGUAG
Messenger RNA from Aspergillus bombycis, 735 nucleotides. Its product is annotated as alpha/beta hydrolase. NCBI's taxonomy places the organism in Eukaryota, Fungi, Ascomycota, Eurotiomycetes, Eurotiales, Aspergillaceae. The record is from RefSeq and is a predicted model, not a curated record. The transcript has 2 exons. The coding region runs from base 1 to 735 and encodes 244 amino acids.